Manihot esculenta (cassava) is the source of this 1446-nucleotide messenger RNA. RefSeq names its product chalcone synthase. NCBI's taxonomy places the organism in Eukaryota, Viridiplantae, Streptophyta, Magnoliopsida, Malpighiales, Euphorbiaceae. The record is from RefSeq and is a predicted model, not a curated record. The transcript has 2 exons. Gene Ontology annotation, biological process: polyketide biosynthetic process. Gene Ontology annotation, molecular function: acyltransferase activity, transferring groups other than amino-acyl groups. Bases 75 to 1250 code for a protein of 391 amino acids.
UUGAGCCUCCCAUUCUUCCACCAGACCUGCAGCUCUCUUUACUACCUCAUCUCUGCUACACAAUCAAAUCAUCAAUGGCUGCUGCUUCAGUAGAGGAGAUCAGAAAGGCCCAAAGAGCCCAGGGUCCGGCCACCAUCCUCGCCAUUGGCACCGCCACUCCCUCUAACUGUGUCAACCAGGCUGAUUAUCCUGAUUAUUACUUCAGGAUCACCAAGAGUGAGCACAUGGCUGAGUUGAAAGAGAAGUUCAAGCGCAUGUGUGAUAAGUCUAUGAUUAAGAAACGUUACAUGCAUUUAGAUGAAGAAAUCUUGAAAGAGAAUCCCAACAUGUGCGGUUACUGGGAGCCAUCUCUUGAUGCUCGUCAGGAUAUUGUAGUGGUGGAGGUCCCGAAGCUGGGGAAGGAAGCAGCAACUAAAGCUAUCAAAGAAUGGGGUCAACCUAAGUCUAAGAUCACCCAUCUUAUUUUCUGCACCACCUCUGGUGUCGACAUGCCUGGUUGCGACUACCAGCUUACUAAGCUCCUUGGCCUUCGUCCCUCUGUCAAGCGAUUCAUGAUGUAUCAGCAAGGCUGCUUUGCUGGUGGGACGGUCCUCCGUAUGGCCAAAGACUUGGCUGAGAACAAUAAGGGUGCUCGAGUUCUUGUUGUGUGCUCUGAGAUAACUGCCGUCACUUUUCGUGGUCCUUCUGAUACCCACUUGGAUUCCUUGGUGGGUCAAGCUCUUUUCGGUGAUGGAGCUGGAGCUUUAAUUGUUGGAUCCGAUCCUGAUACUUCCAUCGAGCGUCCAUUAUUUCAGCUUGUGUCUGCAGCACAAACAAUCCUUCCUGACUCUGAUGGAGCCAUUGAUGGACACUUACGUGAAGUGGGUCUCACCUUUCACUUACUAAAAGACGUUCCAAGUUUGAUUUCAAAGAAUAUAGAGAAAAGCCUGGUGGAAGCAUUCAAGCCAAUUGGUAUCAGCGAUUGGAACUCCAUAUUUUGGAUAGCUCACCCAGGUGGUCCAGCCAUUCUCGACCAGGUUGAAGCAAAACUUAGUUUAAAACCUGAAAAGAUGAGAGCAACCAGGCAUGUUCUAAGUGAGUAUGGAAACAUGUCAAGUGCUUGUGUGUUGUUUAUCUUGGAUGAGAUGAGAAAGAAGUCUUUAGAGGAAGGGAAAGUCACCACCGGAGAAGGAUUAGAGUGGGGUGUUUUGUUCGGUUUUGGGCCUGGUCUAACGGUGGAAACUGUCGUGCUGCACAGUGUCUCCACAUGAGGCAGGAACUCAAUGAAUCAAUUACUCUAAUGGAAGAUAAUAAGAACAAGACUUGCUGGAUUUUGUGGUAGACAACUGAAGGUAGAAAUGAAAAAAAAAACAUAUAUAUAUAUUAUUAUAAGAAGAAGUCUGGUCGGUUUAUCAGUUGAAUGUGUGUAUUAUUGCAAUAAAUUCUUAUUUUGUUUUUAAUUAUCAA